AUGUGGAGCUGGGAGAGAUCGCACUUUCACCACCAUCAUCACUACUGUCACCACCAUAGUGUCCCUGAGUAUGGGGUGCUUGGGGGUUUUGGCGGGCUCAUCGGAGGACUCAUAGGGGGCGCCAUCGGGGCUAAUCUGGGUCGCAAAAAAGAGAGAAAAGAGAAAGAAGUUAUAGUCCAGCAGCAGCAGAUCUCGCCCCCGCAGCAGAGUAAAGACAAGGAGGUUCACAUCCACAUUAACCAGUACACCCCGCCAAAUAACGCUGCUCCCUCUCCAGCGGCAAACAAUGCUAGCAAGCAAGCUGGGAGCAGUGCAGAGCCGUCUACACAACACAUAGAGGCAGGGCUAGCGUCACUGGAGAAGCUUAUGUAUCUCGGCAACAUAGAGGCGGCUAGGCUGCAAAUGCCGGCAUUCAAGAAGUGGUACUUCUCCGAGCGCGAGAAGUUCACCGACCUCAAUCUGCUGGGGGUGUACGACACGCGGCUACUGACUGUAGACAUGUGGCUGGUUAACGAUGCCGCAAGGGUUGUUAAGGCGCCACAAGGCCCCUUUACGGAGAACGAUGCCAAGAAGGUUAUGGAGCGCCUGGUAACCAAGGAUGGCCAGCAACAGUUUGUGCAACUGUUCCAACCCGCCCCCAUAAUGGAGGGUGAUAAGCACGAAGACAAAAGCUCAGAGGAACCACUCUUCCUGCGAAGCCUGAGGAACGCCAAUCUCGCCCCCCGCAGCUCUGUUUCAGCCGACCCCAUGCAGGCCUACCCGGGCCUAAGAAUGAAGUGA
Messenger RNA from Giardia duodenalis, 780 nucleotides. RefSeq lists its product as uncharacterized. Lineage: Eukaryota; Fornicata; Diplomonadida; Hexamitidae. The coding region runs from base 1 to 780 and encodes 259 amino acids. The transcript has a single exon. The record is from RefSeq and is a predicted model, not a curated record.